UCUGGUCAGACAGGUUUGGAGACACAGGUAAAGGGAGGGAGACCGAAAGGAAUACUUGCAGAGCCAGUAGAAGAGCUGGGCAGCUCCUUCCCGGACGCUGGGGACCCUCUACCUCUCUCCAGAUGGAAAGGUGACAUAACUUUGUGGUAGACUUCAGAAGUCAGGUCCCAGGAUGACAGAACCCGAGACCCUGGCCCUGCUGGAAGUGAAGGGGCCUGAGACCCUGGAGAAGAGCCCACCCCAGGCCUUGGUCCCCAAUGGCCGGAAGCUGGAAGGGGAAGACGGGGUUGAGUCCCUUGGAGCUGAGUCCUCUAGAGUGGGGUCUUCAGCUGAGUCUCCCACAGCCAGAGAGGGGACCAAGGACGGUCUAGACAGCACAGUAAGUGAGGCUGCCACUUUGCCUUGGGGAACUGGCCCCCAGCCCAGUGCCCCGUUCCCAGAUCCCCCGGGCUGGAGGAACAUUGAGCCUGAGCCCCCCGAGUCAGAGCCACCCACCAAACUAGAGGAGUUGCCUGAAGAUGAAGCCAGCCUGCUGCCCGAGAAGGCAGCCCGGGCCUUCGUGCCCAUCGACCUACAGUGCAUUGAGCGGCGGCCCCAGGAGGACCUCGUUGUGUGCUGUGAGGCCAGCGAGGGCGAGCACCGCCGGACCUUCCUGCCCCCCCGGGCCACCCACCCUCAGCCCCCGGAGUGCAAGUGGGCCGAAGCAGUGGUGAAGCCGCCUGGCCACUCCUGUGGGGGCUGUGGGGGCUGUGGAGGCCGAGAGGUGCUGAGGGCCGUGGCCUCGGUGGCAGCUGCCCUCAUCCUCUUCCCCUGCCUGCUCUACGGGGCAUACGCCUUCCUGCCCUUCGAUGCCCCACGCCUGCCGACCAUGAGUUCCCGCCUUAUCUACACCUUGCGCUGUGGGGUCUUUGCUACCUUCCCCAUUGUACUGGGGAUCCUGGUGUACGGGCUGAGCCUGCUGUGCUUUUCUGCCCUUCGGCCCUUUGGGGAGCCGCGGCGGGAGGUGGAGAUCCACCGGCGAUAUGUGGCCCAGUCGGUCCAGCUCUUCAUCCUCUACUUCUUCAACCUGGCCGUGCUUUCCACCUACCUGCCUCAAGAUACCCUCAAACUGCUCCCUCUACUCACAGGUCUCUUUGCCAUCUCCCGGCUCAUAUACUGGCUGACCUUCGCUGUGGGCCGCUCCUUCCGAGGCUUUGGCUACGGCCUGACGUUCCUGCCUCUGCUGUCCAUGCUGAUGUGGAACUUCUACUACAUGUUCGUGGUGGAGCCUGAACGCAUGCUCACUGCCUCCGAGAGCCGCCUGGACUACCCUGACCAUGCCCGCUCAGCCUCAGACUACAGGCCCCGCUCCCGGGGCUGAGCUGCCCCACCCGCUUUGCUCCUGGGUGGGAUGAACCCACCUACUGCCCCGACAGCGGUGCCAUCCAAUCAGAGUGUGGGGUGCUCCCCUUCAUCUUAGGAGCCUGGGACAAUUAUGUAGGAGGGACUUAAACAGUCUUUCAGGGAAAGAGGUGGACAGCCAUGUUCCUUAAGAAUGCUGAGGACACGGGACCAGGGGCAGAGGCAUGGUUCCUUCCUUAGCAGCCUCUGCUGCCACCAGGGUCCACAAAGACUGGACCCUGCUGCCCACUCUGCAGCCUCCUGCCUGAGGCAGCCGGCAGAGCACAGCCGAAACUCUGACCUUUUCUGUGCUGGCUGUCUAAGCAGAGGGCCUCCAAGAGACUGGAAACAUUGCCUAUGCCUUAGGUAAAGGCUGGGCAUCACAUCAAAUAGGACUUUCCUGUUUGGUGAAAAUCCUUUUGGGGACCUGGGUUCAGGACCCUCCAUGACUGGCCUUCCUAGGCCCUUUAGCCUCAGCCAAGUCAGUUACAGCUGCUCCAGCCCAGAGUGGCUGACUCCUCUCUUCCAACCCUUUAGGUCCCUGUAACUUUGCACCUCCAAAGUGCCCAGUCAUCUCUCUCCUGUGGGAAGAGGAGCAGACAGGGAAACCUGCUUCCUAAGAGGUGUGUGUGUGUGUGUGUGUAUGUGCAUGCAUGCCCACACGUGUGGUGGCUGGGAGUGGUUGGAAAGCAUGGUGGUUGAUGUUAAACCCGUCUGAAUGUGUAUAUAAUAAUAAAUGAUUAAUACCACAG
This is a messenger RNA of Capra hircus (goat), 2132 nucleotides long. RefSeq names its product transmembrane protein 79 (gene TMEM79). The transcript has 4 exons. The record is from RefSeq and is a predicted model, not a curated record. Gene Ontology annotation, cellular component: lysosomal membrane; trans-Golgi network membrane. NCBI's taxonomy places the organism in Eukaryota, Metazoa, Chordata, Mammalia, Artiodactyla, Bovidae. Gene Ontology annotation, biological process: regulated exocytosis. The coding region runs from base 173 to 1360 and encodes 395 amino acids.